GGAGCUCAGCCUAGAGUCUGUUCCCUCAUGUCUGCCAGAUAUCCUGUGUGGAAUCUCUUGGCUCAGUUUGGCCAGGUAAGCCUUAAGCUGCACAUUAGCCUUGGCCUCGCCAUACUGGGAAGUUUCUUGUCUGGGGGCUCUUAACCUGUUGUGUGAAAGAAGGUACCCGGUGUCAUUUGCACCUCAGAGACUCACAUCAUUCUUGGUCAUUGGAAGUGACCGUUUCUCGAAUGAACGAACUCUCGGAUGAAGGUAUAUUUGGUCACCAUGAAGCCUCUGCACCCAGCCCUCCCUAGCUGCCUCCUGUUGGUGCUGUUUGCUCUCUGGUGGUCUGUCCCCCAGGCUCAAGCCUCCUCUGCUGCGCUGCCGCCUCUCACUGCCAUGUCUUUCCUGGAAGAUCUCAUGGAACGCUAUGGAGAAAAUGACAGCCUUACCCUGCCACAGCUGAAGACCUUACUCAACAGUGUGGGAGUAGGCCGAGAUAACGUUACCCAGCGCAAGGAAGGACACAGGAACGUCUCCACGUGCCUUAGCUCUGGAGAUCUCUUUGCUGCCCACAAUUUCAGCGAGCAGUCUCAGAUCGGGGUGAGUGAGUUUCAGGAGUUCUGCCCCACUAUUCUCCAGCAGUUGAAUUCCCAGGCCUGCACCUCAGAAAACCAAGAGAAUAAGGAAAACGAGCAGACCGAGGAGGGGAAGCCAAGCGCCAUUGAAGUAUGGGGGUACGGUAUCCUCUGCGUUACCGUCAUCUCCCUCUGCUCCCUCAUGGGGGCCAGCGUGGUGCCCUUCAUGAAGAAGACUUUUUACAAGAGGCUGCUGCUCUACUUCAUAGCCUUGGCGAUUGGAACCCUCUACUCCAACGCCCUCUUCCAGCUCAUCCCUGAGGCUUUUGGUUUCAACCCUCAGGACAAUUAUGUCUCCAAGUCUGCAGUGGUGUUUGGGGGUUUCUACCUUUUCUUUUUCACAGAGAAGAUCCUGAAGAUGCUUCUCAAGCAGAAGAAUGAGCACCACCACGGACAUAACCAUUUUACCUCCGAGACACUUCCUUCCAAGAAGGACCAGGAGGAGGGUGUGAUAGAGAAGCUACACAAUGGGGACCUGGGCCACAUGAUCCCUCAGCACUGCGACAGCGAGCUGGAUGGCAAGGCCCUGGGCAUGCAGGAGAAGGUCAUCGUAAGCUCCAUGUCUGUGCAGGACCUGCAGGCAUCCCAGAGUGCUUGCUACUGGCUCAAAGGGGUGCGAUACUCUGAUAUCGGCACCUUGGCCUGGAUGAUCACCUUAAGCGACGGUCUCCACAACUUCAUCGAUGGCCUGGCUAUUGGUGCCUCCUUCACCGUGUCCGUUUUCCAAGGCAUCAGUACGUCAGUGGCCAUUCUGUGUGAGGAAUUCCCGCAUGAGCUGGGAGACUUUGUCAUCCUGCUCAAUGCUGGUAUGAGCAUCCAGCAGGCUCUCUUCUUCAACUUCCUUUCUGCUUGCUGCUGCUAUGUGGGUCUGGCCUUUGGCAUCCUGGCUGGCAGUCACUUCUCUGCAAACUGGAUUUUCGCACUGGCUGGAGGAAUGUUCCUGUAUAUUGCUCUAGCUGACAUGUUCCCUGAGAUGAACGAGGUCUGCCAAGAGGACGAAAGGGAGGACAGCUUCUUGGUCCCCUUUGUCAUCCAGAAUCUUGGCCUCCUAACCGGCUUCUCCAUCAUGCUGGUCCUCACUAUGUAUUCAGGGCAGAUCCAGAUCGGGUAGGACCCUGUCAGUGGGGAGCCCGUGGCAUUGGCCAUUGGGCUCUAGGCCAUCUGGUCCCUGGCCUGAGGACUCAGCAUCCAUGAAGCGUCAUGGAAGAGACAGUUCUUUAAACACUGGCACAGCCUGCCUGCCUGCAUUCAGACGUUAGCUGUUUCUGAAUGCUCUGUCCCAGGAAGAAGCUGCCCUGCAAAUCCCUAGGUAGUUAGUGCCUCGGACCAGCUCCCCGACCCUUUCCACUCAUGAUUCUGCAACUGAAAUGCCACGUGUAGGACACGCCUCCCUUUUCCUUCUGGUCACCCUUGUGUCUGUCUCUUGGAAGAAGCACCAAGAGAUGUGGAAUCUUUUACAAUGUAAAAAUGAAGCCAGUGGUCAGGGUUUGGUUAGAAAUCUGAGGGUGACCUCCAGCUUUGGGGCUUGUGACUCUAAAUGUGUGUGCCCUGGACUUCACGCUGGUCCAUCUUCAAAUGUCUUCUCAUGUAUUUACAGAGAAAGGGCAGAAGACAAGAAGCCUUUGUUUGUUUGUUUGUUUGUUUGUUUGUUUUUCCCCAGACUUGACAUUCCAAGCCAAUGAGUAGAGCAGGCAGAGAGGCAGGGACUGUCUUGAGUGAAAAGGAAGUUAAACUAGGGAUGGGUUCCUGUCUCCUUGGGGCUCCUUGGUUUCCACUGGGAGGCUGCGUGCUGCCCCUGUGCAGCAUCUGGAGUCACAUCGUCAGCCAGGUGAGCCACUGUGGACCUUCUUUGGAGCCACAAGAGCUCUAUGUUAACUCACUUUUGCCCUGAUUCUCACACC
This is a messenger RNA of Acomys russatus (golden spiny mouse), 2521 nucleotides long. It is a transcript of the gene Slc39a14, whose product is annotated as solute carrier family 39 member 14. Gene Ontology annotation, biological process: zinc ion import across plasma membrane; intracellular zinc ion homeostasis. The record is from RefSeq and is a predicted model, not a curated record. Bases 247 to 1731 code for a protein of 494 amino acids. The transcript has 9 exons. Gene Ontology annotation, cellular component: membrane. Gene Ontology annotation, molecular function: zinc ion transmembrane transporter activity. Lineage: Eukaryota; Metazoa; Chordata; Mammalia; Rodentia; Muridae.